Paramecium pentaurelia is the source of this 1716-nucleotide messenger RNA. The record is from the annotation of a GenBank genome assembly. NCBI's taxonomy places the organism in Eukaryota, Ciliophora, Oligohymenophorea, Peniculida, Parameciidae.
AUGAGUGAUAGUAUAGACAUUAAUGACAUGAUAAAUUUGAAUAGGUAUUAAAUUAUAAAUAUGUAGGAAUAUUUAUGGUACCUAGUAACAAAAGCAUGAAAGUAAGAUGAUUUAAAAGCCUGUAGAUGAUUCUAGUCUUACUAUAGAUAAUAUUAUAAAAGGAAAUUAGUAUUAAUUUUAUGUGAAUAACUAAGAGCAUUUUAUAAUCCUGUACUACUUCAAACAUCAUAAGUGAAAGAAUAAAUUGUAGAAGAAUCUUAGGAAGAUAAACCUAACUUUUUUCAAGAAGUUUAAUUGUUAACGAAAAUACCAGAAAUUGUCACAUUCAAUUUAAUUUAUAAUUAUAAGACAAUUUUUAAGAAUGAAGGCAUUUCUUAUGAAGAAGCUAAACAUCUUGACAAAAGUAUAUAAUAAUUUAGUAAUAUUUCUUAUAGCUAGAAUUAAAAGAAAAGAAAGAGAAUAAAAAGCCAGUGGAGCAUCUGUUAUAAAGGAAAUUUUGCCAACAAAGAAACAAUAUGUUAGACUAUAUAAAAAUCAGAUUUCUAAAUUGUGUUUUAUUGCUCCUAAGAGUCUCAUUUUAAUUAGCUAACAUUUAGGGAAUAAUACUCAAUGGGAGAAACAUUUAAAACUUUAAGAUUUUAGUGGAUAGAGACCAUCAUUAUCAAUAGUUCAAGAGAAAACCACAGGAAGAUUCUAUAUCUAUGAUAAUAAAUAUGGGAAAGUACAUAUAUAUAGUUCAGACAUGUUAAUAAAUGAUAAUAAGGAUAAACCUUUAGUUUCAUUAAAUCUGAAUGAGGAUAAACCUAGAUAAGAUCCAUUAUUAUAUUUGAUUGAAUGUGAACAUGAAUAUUAAUGGAAAAGUGUGUUAUUUGUAAUUGGAGGACAUCAUUUAUAAAGAGGAGAAAAGAAACCAUUAAAAACAAUUAAAGUUUUUGAAAUAAAAAGAAGAGAAGUUACAUUAACACCUGUAUUAACAAUGACAAUGACAAAAUCAAGAAUGAAUCCUAUAGUUUUUGAUUUAAUUAAAGAUAAAGGACUGAUAUGGUAAGAUAAAGAUAAUGGAGAAAAAGAGAAAGUAGAUGCUGAACAUAGAUCAGUUGAUCAAAAAUAUAUUUUUAUAAUGGGUGGAAAUCCUUUAUUAGAAUAUGAAAGAGAAGUUGAUUAAGAGUUGAUAGAAGCUAAUUAAACAUGUGAAUAUGUUAGUUUAAAAUUGAUUCUGGAACAUAUCGCUAGAGCCAAACUAGUAAUUUGAUUAUAAUAGAUUUGAAUAGUUUUCAAUGACAGAUUAAGCCAAUUUAAGUUUGAAUUUCGGAAAAUUCUCUAUAGUUGAUACUCUUACUAUAAAAUAUCAAAAUAUAGUUGCAACUGAGAAGUUUUAUAAUCAUUUUUACAAUGCGUCAGUUACAAAAAUGGUUGAUGAUGUUUUUAAACAUAAAGCACUUAUUAUUUUGGGAGGCAAUGCAUCAUAAACAUUUUAAAUUUAAGCAAUUUCAUUUAAGCUUAAUGAAAUUACUUUGAUUGGAUAGACAAAAUAAAUAUCAAAACCAUCUCUUAUAUACUCAGCAAGUAAUUUAAGGUAUAUAUUAAUAAUAAAAGAGAUAUUAUGAAAAGAAAGUAUUUUAUUUUGAUGAUACAGAUAAAAAGGAACCUUCACAGUUAUAGAAUUUAGAAUCUAGAAGAGAUACCAAAGCUGCUUGUAAUUGUAGUAUAAUGUGA